Messenger RNA from Eruca vesicaria subsp. sativa (arugula), 2493 nucleotides. The record is from the annotation of a GenBank genome assembly. NCBI's taxonomy places the organism in Eukaryota, Viridiplantae, Streptophyta, Magnoliopsida, Brassicales, Brassicaceae.
UAAAUUAAACUAUUGUAUCAGCUUUCUCAUUUAUCCACAAGGGGUCUUCUUAUUGUCUAUUAAUAGAGGAGAGAUGUGUCAUCUUCUCAUUAACCAAUAACCAAACUUUUCAUAUACACAAAUAUUUACAUAUGGGAAGGUCAAACCGUUCAUCUCAUCUUCUUCUUCUUGUUAUUCUUCUUCUUCAUGUUCUUUGGAUAUCACCAGGAUAUGCUUCAGUCGAAGACAAACAUGCAAAGGAUUUUUAUAUCAUUUACCUGGGAGAUCAACUGGGAAAUGGAGAUGAAGCUAUCAAGACACACGUAAAUCUCCUCUCCUCUUUAGAUAUAAGCCAAGAAGAAGCACAAGAAAGAAUGGUAUAUAGUUACACUAAAGUCUUCAACGCUUUUGCUGCCAAGCUUUCUCCACAUGAAGCUAAGAAGAUGAUGGAGAUGGAAGGGGUUCUUGGUGUAUUCAGAAAUCGGUAUAGGCAACUUCACACAACAAAAUCAUGGGAUUUCGUGGGACUUCCUCUGACAGCAAAAAGACAUCUUAAAGCAGAGAGAGAUGUUAUCAUUGGUGUUCUUGAUACAGGAAUAACUCCAGAUUCAGAGAGCUUCCAGGACCAUGGUCUAGGCCCUCCACCGGCGAAAUGGAAAGGAUCGUGUGGACCUUUUAAAAAUUUCACCGGAUGCAACAACAAAAUAAUCGGCGCAAAAUUCUUCAAGGCCGACGGCGUCCUUCCCAACGGCGAAGUCCGUUCACCUCUCGACAUCGACGGCCACGGGACGCACACAUCGUCCACCGCAGCCGGCGUUCUAGUCGCAAACGCGAGUCUCUAUGGCAUCGCAAGCGGAACCGCCCGCGGCGCGGUUCCGUCGGCGAGAGUGGCCAUGUACAAAGUGUGCUGGGCGAAAUCCGGGUGCGCUGACAUGGACAUCCUCGCCGGAUUCGAAGCGGCGAUCCACGACGGCGUAGACAUCAUCUCCAUCUCGAUCGGCGGUCCAAUCGCCGAUUACUCUUCCGAUUCGAUAUCCGUGGGGUCGUUUCACGCCGUGAGGAAAGGGAUCCUCACGGUGGCGUCCGCCGGAAACGACGGACCGUCAUCAGGGAGUGUGACGAACCACGAGCCGUGGAUAUUGACGGUUGCAGCGAGUGGGAUUGAUCGGACGUUCAAGAGCCAGAUCGAUCUCGGCAACGGCAAAUCAAUCUCUGGGAUGGGAAUAAGCAUGUUCAAGCCGAAAGCUAAAUCUUACCCGCUUGUAAGUGGCGUUGAUGCUGCUAAGACCAAAGACGACAAGUACUUGGCCAGGUACUGUUUCUCUGAGUACUUGGACAAGAAGAAAGUGAAGGGAAAUGUGAUGGUGUGUAAAAUGGGAGGAUCUGGUGUGGAGUCCACUAUUAAACGAUAUGGUGGUGCUGGUGCCAUCCUUGUUAGUGAUCAGUAUCUUGAUAACGCUCAGAUCUUCAUGGCUCCUGCCACUUCUGUUAAUUCCACCAUCGGCGAUUCCAUUUACCGUUAUGUCAACUCUUCAAGGUCACCAUCUGCGGUGAUUCAGAAGACCCGAGAAGUGACGAUCCCUGCUCCCUUUGUUGCUUCUUUCUCAUCAAGAGGUCCUAACCCUGGAUCCAUACGCCUUCUCAAGCCUGACAUUGCUGCACCCGGGGUUGAUAUAUUGGCGGCCUUCACUCUCAAGAGAUCACUCACUGGUUUAGACGGUGACACCCAAUUCUCAAAGUUCACCAUCCUCUCUGGUACCUCCAUGGCCUGCCCUCAUGCUGCUGGUGUUGCCGCUUAUGUCAAGUCUUUCCAUCCCGAUUGGUCUCCCGCUGCUAUCAAGUCCGCCAUCAUCACCUCAGCAAAACCGAUAAGCCGAAGAGUGAACAAGGAAGCUGAGUUUGCCUUUGGAGGAGGCCAAGUAAACCCAAGACGAGCUGCAAGCCCUGGCUUGGUCUACGACAUGGACGAUAUCUCCUAUGUCCAGUUCUUAUGCGGGGAAGGCUACAACUCAACCACUCUCGCUCCAUUGGUUGGGUCACGCUCCAUUAACUGCUCCACGAUCGUCCCUGGACUCGGUCAUGAUUCUAUAAACUACCCAACCAUUCAACUGACGUUGAGAUCUGCCAAAGCGUCGACGAUGGCUGUGUUCAGGCGGAGAGUCACCAACGUGGGACCACCAUCGUCGGUGUACAACGCCACCGUUAGAGCACCAAAGGGAGUAGAGAUAACGGUAGAGCCAAUGAGUUUGUCGUUUACAAAGGCUUCACAGAAGAGGAGCUUCAAAGUCGUGGUGAAGGCCAAGCAAAUGACUCCUGGGAAGAUUGUGUCGGGAUUGCUCGUGUGGAAGAGCCAACGCCACUCUGUUCGAAGCCCCAUUGUAAUCUAUAGUCCUUCUUCGGAUUGAAUUGCUCAUGGCAUUAAUUCUUCACUUCUUUAGCUGCUUCGUGUGUGUGUGACCAUAUAUCAUUAUCUAGAUUUUUGGUCAAAUAUAUUAAUUUCAUAUAGAAAUCCAA